Microcebus murinus (gray mouse lemur) is the source of this 7583-nucleotide messenger RNA. RefSeq names its product latent transforming growth factor beta binding protein 2 (gene LTBP2). Gene Ontology annotation, molecular function: calcium ion binding. The record is from RefSeq and is a predicted model, not a curated record. NCBI's taxonomy places the organism in Eukaryota, Metazoa, Chordata, Mammalia, Primates, Cheirogaleidae.
UUGCUGGAAUUCCUCUCUCCCUCUCCCGUAACGAGGGGGCUGAGCUGUCCCUCCGAGGAGGGGGCAUGGUGUGGAUAAAAGAGACCAAAAAGCAGGGGGAGGUUUCCAAAAAUAAAACCCUCGGUUCCCCUUCAGACGGCUGCAGCGACGGCGAGGAGGCGCGAAGGUGCGGCGGCCGUGCGCGCCCGGCGGGAGUCGGAGCGCGGACUCGAGGCUCAGGCGCGCAGCCCGGCCGCUCUCGUCGCCCAGCCGUCGCUCCGGGGAGAGCCGGGGCCAGCCGGCUGCUUCGGGGGCCCCCUAGACAAGGAGAAGCGGGCCGCCAGCAGGGGUCGGGAGAGCAGUCCCCGGGCGGUCCGGCGCACGACUGCAAACCUCCGCUCGGUCCCCGGCGCGCACCGCUCUCCAGCCGCCCCUGGCGCCAUGAGGCCGCGGACCAAAGCCCGCUGCCCCGGGCGCGCCCUGGGGGACUCCUGGAGGGGCUUCCUGCCGCUCACCCUGGCUCUCUUCUUGGGCAUGGGUCAUGCCCAAAGGGACCCCUUGGGGAGAUACGAGCCGGCUGGCGGAAACGUGAAUCGGCUGCUGCGGCGCCCUGGGGGCAGCUACCCCGCAGCAGCUGCAGCCAAGGUGUACAGUCUGUUCCGAGAGCAGGACGCGCCCGUCCUGGGCUUGCCGCCCGCGGAGCGGGCCCAGCUGGGCUGGGGUAACCCCAGGAGGCCCGCUGAGGCGGAGGCCAGGAGACCGCCCCGCGCGCAGCAGUCGCGGCGAGUCCAGCCACCUGCGCAGACCCGGAGAAGCACUCCCCUGGGCCAGCAGCAGCCAGUACCCCGGGCCCGGGCCGCGCCAGCUCUUCCGCGCCUUGGGACCCCACAGCGGUCCGGGGCUGCGUCCCCAACCCCGCCGCGAGGGCGGCUCACGGGGAGGAACGUCUGCGGGGGACAGUGCUGCCCGGGAUGGACCACAGCAAACAGCACCAACCACUGUAUCAAACCUGUGUGCCAGCCACCGUGCCAGAACCGUGGCUCCUGCAGCCGGCCCCAGCUCUGCGUCUGCCGCUCCGGCUUCCGAGGAGCCCGCUGCGAGGAGGUCAUUCCUGACGAGGAGUUCGACCCCCAUAACUCCAGGACGGCCCCCCGACGCUGGGCCGAGCGUUUGCCCAACCUGCGCAGGAGCAGCCCGGCCAGAGAAAGCACUGUGGCCAGGACACAGCCGCUGGCCCCACAGCCGACAGUGGCUAGGACCCUGAGUGGGCUGAGCCAGAUCCACCCCUCCCAGCAUGUGGGACUGUCCCGGACCGUCCGACUUUAUCCAACUGCCGCGGCCAGUGGCCAGCUGACUUCCAACGCCCUGCCCUCAGGACCAGGCCUUGAGCAGAGAGAUGGCACCCAGCAGGGUCUGGACUACCUCUCAUCCUCCUGGGGGCUGAACCUCACAGAGAAAAUCAAGAAGAUCAAGAUCGUCUUCACUCCCACCAUCUGCAAGCAGACCUGUGCCCGAGGGCACUGUGCCAACAGCUGUGAGCGGGGCGACACCACCACCCUGUACAGCCAGGGAGGCCAUGGGCACGACCCCAAGUCUGGCUUCCGCAUAUAUUUCUGCCAGAUCCCCUGCUUGAAUGGAGGCCGCUGCAUUGGCAGGGAUGAGUGCCGGUGCCCUACCAACUCCACCGGGAAGUUCUGCCACCUGCCUGUCCUGCAGCUGGACAGGGAGCCUCCAGGGAGGGGCUCCCGCCACGGGGCCCUGCUGGAAGGCCCCUUGAAGCAGUCCACCUUCACGUUGCCUCUCUCCAACCAGCUCGCCUCUGUGAACCCCUCCUUGGUGAAGGUGCACAUUCACCACCCACCCGAGGCCUCCGUGCAGAUCCACCAGGUGGCACGGGUGCGGGCUGAGGCAGAGGCCCUGGAGGAGAACAGCGUGGAGACCAGACCCCCACCCCGGCUCCCCGCCGGCCCUGGCCACAGCCUCUUGGACAGCAACAGCAUCCCUGCUUGGCCUGGAGAGUCCCCUCGGCCAUUGCCCCCCACGGCACCCAGGCCUCGGGGGCUGCUGGGCCGGUGUUACCUGGGUGCUGUGAAUGGACAGUGUGCCAACCCUCUGCUGGAGCUGACUGCCCAAGAGGACUGCUGUGGCAGUGUGGGAGCCUUCUGGGGGGUGACCUCGUGUGUCCCAUGCCCACCCAGACCAGCCUCCGCGGUGAUUGAAAAUGGCCAGCUGGAGUGUCCUCAGGGGUACAAGAGACUGAACCUCACUCACUGCCAAGAUAUCAAUGAGUGCUCCACCCUGGGCCUGUGCAAGGACGCGGAGUGCGUGAACACCAGGGGCAGCUACCUGUGCACAUGCGGACCUGGCCUCAUGCUGGAUCCAUCUCGGAGCCGCUGCGUGUCGGACAAGGCCAUCUCCAUGCUGCAGGGACUGUGCUACCGGUCGCUGGGGCCUGGCACCUGUGCCCUGCCUUUGGCCCAGCGGAUCACCAAGCAGAUCUGCUGCUGCAGCCGUGUGGGCAAAGCUUGGGGCAGCAAGUGUGAGAAAUGCCCCCUGCCUGGCACAGAGGCCUUCAGGGAGAUCUGCCCUGCCGGCCACGGCUACACCUACUCGAGCUCAGACAUCCGCCUGUCCAUGAGGAAAGCCGAGGAGGAGGAACUGGCCAGGCCCUCAAGGGAGCAAGGACAGAAGAGCACUGGGGCGCUGCCUGGGCCAGCAGAGAGGCAGCCACUCCGGGCGGCCACAGACACCUGGCUUGAGGCCGGGACCACGCCUGACAAGGGUGACUCUCAGGCUGGCGAGGUCACCACCAGUGUCACCCAUGUAUCUGCCGGGGUCCCAGGGGAUGCCAUAGGAAGACCCACACCACCACCGCCUGAACAGAGGACUCCAGAGACCCAGGAGGAAGAGCAAGUGACCCUCUCCACCAAUGUGCUGGUGACCACGAGCCCCCCAGGCAUUGAUAGAUGUGCUGCUGGAGCUGCCAACAUCUGUGGCCCUGGAACCUGCGUGAACCUCCCAGAUGGAUACAGAUGUGUUUGUGGCCCUGGCUACCGGCUGCACCCCAGCCAGGCCUACUGCACAGAUGACAACGAGUGUCUGAGGGACCCCUGCAAGGGAAAAGGACGCUGUGUCAACCGUGUGGGCUCCUACUCCUGCUUCUGCUACCCUGGCUACACGCUGGCCACCUCAGGGGCCACGCAGGAGUGCCAAGAUGUGGACGAGUGUGAGCAGCCAGGAGUGUGCAGUGGGGGGCAGUGCACCAACACCGAGGGCUCAUACCACUGCGAGUGUGAUCAGGGCUACAUCAUGGUCAGAAAAGGACAAUGCCAAGAUAUUGACGAAUGCCGUCACCCUGGCACCUGCCCUGAUGGGAGAUGCGUCAACUCCCCUGGCUCCUACACUUGCGUGGCCUGUGAGGAGGGCUACAGGGGCCAGAGCGGGAGCUGCGUAGACGUGAAUGAGUGUCUGACCCCCGGGGUCUGUGCCCACGGGAAGUGCAUCAACCUGGAAGGCUCCUUCAGAUGCUCUUGUGAGCACGGCUACGAGGUCACCUCAGACGAGAAGGGCUGCCAAGAUGUGGAUGAGUGUGCCAGCCGGGCCUCAUGCCCCGCAGGCCUCUGCCUCAACACCGAGGGCUCCUUCGCCUGCUCCGUCUGCGAGAGCGGGUACUGGGUGAACGAGGAUGGCACUGCCUGUGAAGACCUAGAUGAGUGCGCCUUCCCGGGAGUCUGCCCCUCGGGGGUCUGCACCAACACUGUGGGCUCCUUCUCCUGCAAGGACUGUGAUGGCGGCUACCGGCCCAGCCCCCUGGGCCACACCUGUGAAGAUGUGGAUGAGUGUGAAGACCCCCAGAGCAGCUGCCUGGGAGGCGAGUGCAAGAACGUGGCAGGCUCCUACCUGUGCCUGUGUCCCCAGGGCUUCCAGCUGGCCAAUGGCACCGUGUGUGAGGACAUGGACGAGUGCGUGGGGGAGGAGCACUGCGCGCCCCACGGCGAGUGCCUCAACAGCCAUGGCUCCUUCUUCUGCCUGUGCGCGCCCGGCUUUGCCAGCGCAGAGCAGGGCACCCGCUGCCUGGAUGUGGACGAGUGUGCCGACCCAGACCGGUGUCUGGGAGGGCACUGUGUCAACACCGAGGGCUCCUUCGACUGCGUGUGUGAGACUGGCUUCCAGCCCUCCCCAGACGGCGGGGAGUGUGUGGAUAUUGACGAAUGUGAGGACUACGAAAACGCCGUGUGUGGGGCCUGGAAGUGUGAGAACAGCCCUGGCUCCUACCACUGUGUCCUGGGCUGCCAGCCUGGCUUCCACAUGGCCCUGAACGGAGACUGCAUUGACAUAGACGAGUGUGCCAACGACACCAUGUGUGGGAGCCACGGCUUCUGUGAAAACACCGAUGGCUCCUUCCGCUGCCUCUGCGACCAGGGCUUCGAGAUCUCGCCCUCAGGCUGGGACUGUGUGGAUGUGAACGAGUGUGAGCUCAUGCUGGCGGUGUGCGGGGCCGCGCUCUGUGAGAACGUGGAGGGCUCCUUCCUGUGCCUCUGCGCCAGCGACCUUGAGGAAUAUGACGCACAGGAGGGGCGCUGCCGCCCACGGGGGGCUGGAGGUCAGAGUAUCCCUGAGGCCCCGACAGGGGACCGCCCCCCAGAGCCCCUCCGCAUGGAAUGCUACUCCAGGCAGAACGGCCACCCGCCCUGCUCCAGUGUCCUGGGCCGGAACACCACACAGGCUGAGUGCUGCUGCACCCAGGGCGCCAGCUGGGGAGAUGCCUGUGACCUCUGCCCAUCGGAGGACUCAGUUGAAUUCGGUGAGAUCUGCCCUAGUGGCAAAGGCUACAUCCCUGUGGAAGGAGCCUGGACAUUUGGACAGACCAUGUACACAGAUGCCGACGAGUGUGUGAUGUUCGGGCCUGGGCUCUGCCCCAACGGCCAGUGCCUCAACACGGUGCCCGGCUACGUCUGCCUGUGCGAUCCUGGCUACCACUACAAUGCCUCCCGCAGGAAGUGUGAGGAUCACGAUGAGUGCCAGGACAUGGUCUGUGAGAACGGUGAGUGUGUGAACACGGAGGGCUCCUUCCACUGCUUCUGCAGCCCCCCGCUCAUGCUGGACCUCAGCCAGCAGCGCUGCGUGAACGGCACGGGCGGCACGGAGGACCUCCCUGACCACGACAUCCACAUGGACGUCUGCUGGAAAAAAGUCACCAGUGACGUGUGCAGCCACCCCCUGCACAGCCACCGCACCACCUACACGGAAUGCUGCUGCCAAGACGGCGAGGCCUGGAGCCAGCAGUGUGCGCUGUGCCCCCCCAGGAGCUCUGAGGUCUAUGCUCAGCUGUGCAACGUGGCCCGGAUCGAGGCAGAGCGGGAGGCCGGGGUCCACUUCCGGCCAGGCUAUGAAUAUGGCCCUGGGCCCGACGACCUGCACUACAGCCUCUAUGGCCCAGACGGGGCCCCCUUCUACAACUACCUGGGCCCUGAGGACACCGUCCCCGAGUCCCCCUUCCCCAACACGGCCAGCUACCCAGGGGACCACACACUGGUGCUUGAGUCUCCCUUGCAGCCCUCAGAACUCCAGCCCCACUACGUGGCCAGCCACCCAGAGCCCCCGGCCGCCUUCGAAGGGCUGCAGGCGGAGGAGUGCGGCGUGCUGAACGGCUGUGAGAACGGCCGCUGCGUGCGCGUGCGGGAGGGCUACACCUGCGACUGCUUUGAGGGCUUCCAGCUGGACGCGGCCCACAUGGCCUGCGUGGAUGUGAAUGAGUGUGAGGACCUGAAUGGGCCUGCUGUGCUCUGUGCCCACGGUUCCUGCGAGAACACAGAGGGCUCCUACCGCUGCCACUGCUCCCCAGGCUAUGUGGCUGAAGCAGGACCCCCACACUGCACUGCCAAGAAGUAGCAGCAAGGGGUCAGUGUGGGCAGCUACCUGGAAAUGGCCUCCAGCCACAGGCCGGGGCCUUGAGGAUGCUUUCCUAGCUGGGAAGACACCAUGACGACAUCAGGCCAGAGGCUCAGCCUUGCCUGCCUUCAUCUCGCCCAGCUUAGCCCCUGGCUGUGAGCUUCCAUCACCGCCUCCAUGCCCCUGCUUGGCUCAAAUACCACCAAUCGCUUUCAUGCUUCAGCCACUGGCCAGGAGGCCCAGUCCACCACCUGUCCUGGCCGUGCUAUGGGAUGCUAACCAAAGGAUGGCCCUCGCCCACCCGCUCGAGCUGUGCAAAUGUGCAAGGCCCUGUGGCCUCACACUGCAGACACCCCCUUCCAGCCACGAUCCACCUAUCAUCUUGAUGAUUCCACAACUGGGACAGAGGCUACAUCUGCCCUGGGCAGGUCCUUCAGAAUCUGUGGAGCAAGAAAGGGUUCAGGGGAGCUUGGAGACUGACCCCAAUGCCCCCUCCCAAGAACCAUUGCCACCACUCAGCCAGUCUGGUCUGGGCCCUGAUUGUGCCCCAUCUCCGUCCUGUAGCCGGUUCUCUGGCCCCAGGGAGUGGCAGAAGAUCCCCUCACCCCUCACUCAGAGAGGCAUGACUGGUAGUAGCUUGUUGAAUGUAAGAGGCACAAAUGAAGAGGAACAAAGAGCCUGAGAAAGCAGCAAGAGGGCAAUUCGAAAAAUACGUGGAGUUGAUAAGAAAGGGGAAGCCAAGGCUUUAUACAAGCCUAAAGAAAAUAUUAAGUAGCUUUUGGUAAAUUAACAUUCAAAAUCCACCCAGUGGCAGCCCCUGUGCACCAGCAGCAAGGGAUGCCACAAGAUAGAACACCCAUCUCCACAGAACAUGAUUGCAUACAUACUGCUUCUUACAGGAAACAGACCUCUUCUGGGCUCUCCUUUUGUAAGGACCAGUUUGAUGUGCUAAAAAUAAAAAGGUCUAUUUUCUGGUGUAGUCUUGUUCAAAGGAAGCCAGAUUUCCAAUGUUGUUUGUCCCCUCUACUCAGAAGCCCCUGCCCUCCUUCCCUUCAGAUAAUGGAUGGCAGGCAUCCUCUGAGUUUACACGCAGAAACUCACUCCAGCCCAGGCUAGCUGGGAGUUCAGAACCAUGAUGGAAUAAAGAAAUGUACAUCUGGGCUCUUCUGUUCUUGUUUUUAUUUCAGAUUAGACCAAAUUUCUUUACCAUGUUGCCUAAGUCUAAAUAUUAGAGAUGAGGCUGUGCCUACCUCCUCCUGGUCAGUUCUGCUGAUAGGCCGUGAUUGGGUUCCAAUGGGAAAAGUUUCUUUACUAUGAAAAGACAAGGAAAGCUCUGACUUUGCAUGUCUCUGAUGAAUGGCAAUGUCAAUGAACAAGCCUCCAUGUGACUGGAGACAUGGAAAUGAAUGCAACUUUCUUAAUUUAAUCUCUCCUGUCCUACCUGCUCCUCUGAUUGUCAGCCAUCAUAUAACUUAUUGAAUGCUUGCUUUGUGCCAGGCACUGUGUUGAGUAUGGUACAUAAAUUUCACUUAAUUAUCCAAUAAUCCUAUCUACCAUUUUUAUUCCCAAUUUACAGGUGAAGAAAUUAAGACACAGAAAGCUUGAAUAAUUUACUCUAGGUGACUAUACUGGUUUUCAAUAGACAAAAAUAAAUGGUUCUUAAGCAUAUGAAAAUAUUCUUUCAUUCAUAAUAAAAGAAGUACAACUUAAAA